AUGGGUCGUCAUUCUAUUGAAGAAGCAAUAUUUGUUCAACCUGUUGACGUUUCUACUUUUAAUACAUCUUUGACGUCAGAUAAAACAGCGACAACGACCACAUUAACAAAGUCGACGUUGCCUAUAUCUAAUAACGUUGUCACUUCAAUGAAGCGUUCUGCUGUUUUAAAAAAAUCUUAUACAAAUGGUAUAACUACCAAUCACAAUAUUCGGUUUUCUCUUAAAGCUCCUGAAACUAUUAUAACUCCUCCAGCCACUCCUCCUUCUUCAUAUUUCACAAACAAUAAAAUCCAGCUAAGUGUAGAAUGUCUGGUACGGGCUCGCAUCCCAACUAGUACUGGUGAAGUUUUCCUUCAUGUUUAUAGGAAUAAUAAAGAUGGUAAAGAACAUUUGGCUGCUGUGUAUGGUGAUGAAUUUCGCAGUAAGAGUUUAGAUACUUCUCGUUCGGGUGAAAGUGAAAUGGAUAGAAUUGUGAGGGGUGCAUAUACGGGCAAGUUAAGACCUGGUCAAACUCGAUCCAAUGAUUCGAACAUUUCCAUUGUAUAUUCAAAGCAACUACCGCCUCCUUUAGUUAGGAUUCAUUCUGAAUGUUUUACUGGUGAAACUUUAAAGAGCGCUAGGUGUGAUUGUGGUGAACAAUUAGAAGAGGCUAUGCGAUUGAUCCAAGCUGAAGGACGUGGUGUUGUAAUAUAUUUAAGGCAAGAAGGUAGAGGGAUCGGUUUAGCCGAUAAACUCAGAGCAUAUAAUCUUCAGGAUUUGGGUCAUGAUACAGUAACGGCCAAUAUUCUCCUAAAUCAUCCACCUGAUCUUCGUACUUAUGAUAUCGCAUCACUGAUUCUUGCUGACCUAGGUUUAACUUCGAUCCGUUUACUUACGAAUAAUCCUGAUAAAAUUGAACAAAUUGAGAAUGAUGGUGUUAAGGUGGUUGAGCGUAUUCCUAUGGUACCUCGGGCUUGGAAAGGUAAACUUGAUUCUAAUCGUAUAGGUCAUGAAAUGGACCAAUAUCUUAAAGUUAAAGUUGAAAGAAUGAGACAUUUGUUGAACAUACCAGAGUCACUAUUACCAUGA
Messenger RNA from Dentiscutata erythropus, 1068 nucleotides. The record is from the annotation of a GenBank genome assembly. NCBI's taxonomy places the organism in Eukaryota, Fungi, Glomeromycota, Glomeromycetes, Diversisporales, Gigasporaceae.